Messenger RNA from Meloidogyne enterolobii, 1269 nucleotides. Lineage: Eukaryota; Metazoa; Nematoda; Chromadorea; Rhabditida; Meloidogynidae. The record is from the annotation of a GenBank genome assembly.
AUGACAGAAAUUUUGGGUUUACGACGUCAAUCGACAGGGAAUGAAGUAAUUAAUUCAAUUAAAAUAAAGAAUAAUAAUUAUCGUUCAUUCACUCAAAGUGCCCAUCAAUCUAUAGAAAUUUGUGAACAAUUCAAUUCCUUCAAAGAAGAAAAUAAAAUAAUUAAAAAUAAUAAAAAUACUUCCUCACUUCCACAAAUUGAAAUAAAUGGAGUUAAUCAGGAAAAGGAAAUUAAUGAGGAAAAAAAAAACAAUUCUGAUAUUCAACAAAAUACAGAAAUUAAUUUAGAAAUUAAUUCUUUAAAUAAUCAAAAAGGAGAAAGUGAAUGUUCUUCAGCAAUCCCUUUAUAUUUUAAACAUAAAGCCCAAAAAGUUGAUUCACGCAAAAUAGCUGCCAAAAAACGUCUUGAAAGGGGCCAAACGACUAGCGGUUCUGAUAAUUCUUCACAAAAUGCCAAAAAAUCAUCAUUCUCAGAAAGAACACUUGCCAAAUCAUUAGAUAAUAAAUACACAGACAAUAAUUUUUUAUUUGAUUUGAAACCUUUACAAUCAAAUAUAAAAUGUUCUCCCAAUCACCAUUCACAACAACGUUUGGGAAGUGUUGGAAAUGUUUUUGGAUUAAUUAAUUUAAAUAAUCGUUUAUUUUCCUCGAAUAUUGAAAUUAAUAUUUUAAAUUUUGAGCAAUCAGAAAUAAUACAAAAAACUUGGUUAUUAGCUAAUGAAAAAAUUAGACUUUUUGCUGGGCCAGAUAGAAGCUUUGCUUUGCUUUACGUUACUACCUUAACAACUACAUUAAAAACUAAUAAAACCAAAACAACAAUACCAGUGCUCAUAUUUCCGCCAGAACCAAACGAAAAAGAAAAGGAUGGAAUAAUUGAUGCGAUAAUUAUGUUUGCUAUACUUAUUCUAUUAAUUUGCUUUGCAAUUGUUGGUUAUUAUUUAAUUUACCUCAAUAAAAAAGACAAACAGAAGACGAAUUCAAAAGCGAUUUAAGUAUAAAUCCAGUAGUUAUUGUAGCUGAAGAUGAAGGUUUGGAUGUUGAUAAAACACAAGAAGAUGAAGAAACAAGUAGUGAUAAUGAAAAUUCUGAGGAAGUUGAAAUUGUUAGUGAGGGAACUAGUAAUAGUUUAAUGGUUGAUAAAACACAAAGAGAAGAAGAAAAACAAGAGAAGAAACAAAAGGAGGAUAAGGAUUUUGUUUUAAAAAUUGAAAAGAUGAAGAGGAUGGAAAUAUUGUUAAAGUAUAUGUACAUUAUUGUUGGUAUUAUAUUAU